This is a messenger RNA of Arabidopsis lyrata subsp. lyrata, 854 nucleotides long. Its product is annotated as non-specific lipid transfer protein GPI-anchored 2. The transcript is spliced from 4 exons. The coding region runs from base 105 to 713 and encodes 202 amino acids. The record is from RefSeq and is a predicted model, not a curated record. Lineage: Eukaryota; Viridiplantae; Streptophyta; Magnoliopsida; Brassicales; Brassicaceae.
UUGGAAGUUGUUGAACUCCAAUGCACCUAUUUUAUCAUAUAUAAAAUAGAAUGAUUAUAUAACUAUAAGGCAUCUUCACCGGAGGAUUAAGCAGGCCAAUUAAAAUGGAAGGCUUAACAUUGAUAGUAGUGAUGAUGUCAAGCUUUAUGUUGGGAGGGAAAGGUCAGCAGAUAAGCACGCCAUGUACCUCCUCCAUGAUCUCUACCUUCACUCCAUGUCUCAACUUCAUCACCGGAAGCAGCGGCGGUUCCGUCACUCCCACCGCCGGCUGCUGCGACUCCUUGAAGACGUUGACCAACACCGGAAUGGGCUGUGCUUGCCUCAUCCUCACCGCUAAUGUCCCGCUGCCUACUGGCUUCAUCAAUCGGACUCUCGCGCUUGCUCUACCUCGAGCCUGCAAAAUGGGCGGUGUACCUAUUCAGUGUCAAGCUGCGGGGACUCCUCUACCAGCGCCAGGUCAGGUUCCAUUUUUGAUUGCUCCCCCACCUCCUGUCUCUGCUUUUAGCCCCGGAGCGUCCAAGGCGGCGGUGACAACACCAACACAGGCACCUGCACCUGCACCAGAUAUUCCCGCAGAUGGACCAACGGGUCCCACAACUAAACCUGGAAUUCGACCCGUAGAUCAGCCCAUGCAACCCACCAGCCUCGCUCAGUUUUCUACUUCUCCAUUUCUCCCGUUGCUCUUCAUAUCUCUUAUCCUGUUGACUUUAUAAGCCAAUCGGCGUCUAAAAUCUUUAAACUUAUGCAUGUGUUGUUGUCAGAUAUUUUCAUUACGAGUUCAUUGUUACACAUGAUUUCAACAAAAAUACUUUUCAAGACUCUGAUAAAUUAUUUCAAAAACUUCGUAUGUCAUA